Messenger RNA from Spea bombifrons (plains spadefoot toad), 2202 nucleotides. It is a transcript of the gene HOXA10, whose product is annotated as homeobox A10. Lineage: Eukaryota; Metazoa; Chordata; Amphibia; Anura; Pelobatidae. The record is from RefSeq and is a predicted model, not a curated record. The transcript has 2 exons. Gene Ontology annotation, molecular function: DNA-binding transcription factor activity, RNA polymerase II-specific; RNA polymerase II cis-regulatory region sequence-specific DNA binding. The coding region runs from base 133 to 1206 and encodes 357 amino acids. Gene Ontology annotation, cellular component: nucleus. Gene Ontology annotation, biological process: regulation of transcription by RNA polymerase II.
AGCUAUGAUGAACCUUUGCAUACGAAACUGGACUGGGAGGGGUUGAUUCUAGAAGCGAGUUUCCAUUGGCUGCAUGCUUUUGCCGUGGUGCAGGGGUAUCUCUAAUCAUAUUCAGCAUGUUUUGCACAAGAAAUGUCAGCCAGAAAGGAAUAUCUGCUCUCUUCGCCAAAUUAUUCCACAACAAUGUCAUGCUCGGAGAGUCCAGCCGCGAACUCUUUUCUUGUAGACUCUUUGAUCAGCGGAGGCAGAGGAGAUUCUGGGGGCUAUUACCAGAGCAGUGGGGUCUACCUGCCACAAGCAUCCGAUGUGUCUUAUGGACUGCAAAGCUGUGGACUUUUUCCAGUUUUGAGCAAAAGAAAUGAAAGUAUACCCUCAAGUAACACUACCCCCACAUCUCAGAGCUAUGCUCCAGGAAUGGAGGUCUGGCAAGAUAAUCCAAGGUCCUGCCGAGUGGAACAGUCUGAAAGUCAAGCAGCCACCUCUUGCUCCUUCACACAGAACAUUAAGGAAGAAAACUCCUAUUGCCUUUAUGAUUCAGACAAAUGCACUAAGAGUUCAUCUGCAACUGACCUGUCCACCUUCCCUAGGGUAAAUUCUGGAUCUAGCCCUGUCCAUACUGUCAGCUCUGUUCCAGUUCCAGGUUAUUUUCGCUUAUCCCAAGCAUAUGGCACCUCUAAAGGGUAUGGCUCUGGGCAGAUUGCUGCUCCCCAGUUUACACAACAGCUCCAAGUUCGUUUUGAUUCUCCUCAGUCUUUGCCUUCUGUGUCUGCAAACGCUCCAAGAAAAGACAACGUAGACUCUUCCCCAAAUAAGUUACCCAGUGGCUCCCGCCACAGAGAAGAUGAGGCUCACACGUCUUCUUCUGGAGCUGAGGAAUCUUCCCCUGCUCCUUCUGACAGCAGCAAGCAUUCUCCAGAGAAAGAUACCGUAGGAAACGGGAAAAGUGAAAAUGCUGCAAAUUGGUUGACUGCUAAGAGUGGAAGGAAAAAACGUUGCCCUUACACCAAGCACCAGACUCUGGAGCUUGAAAAGGAAUUUCUGUUCAACAUGUACCUGACUCGAGAGCGGCGCCUAGAGAUCAGUCGCAGUGUGCACCUCUCAGACAGACAAGUGAAAAUCUGGUUUCAGAACCGCAGAAUGAAACUUAAGAAGAUGAACCGAGAAAACCGGAUCAGGGAGCUCACAGCCAACUUUAACUUCUCCUGAUGACCCUGCAAUUAUUUUUUUGUCAUGUAUCAAAGAGCCAGUAACUUUUCGCAUUCUCUUUACCUGUACGGAUUUUGCAUUAUCAAUAUGCCCACUAUAUCACCCCGAUUUCUUAAUCUGGGUUUUAAAGCCAUAGUUGCACACCUCUUGUUUCAGAGUUUUUUUUUCUUCAUGCUUUUAUUAAUUAUUUUCCUAGACAAAGAUAAUUUAAUGAAAUGCAGUCGCAGUGCGUAAUUUUCAUAGAAAGACCAUAUAUAUAUAUUUUUUUUUUUAACUCUGGACGGCUUCUUUUUUACAUUGCUGUUUUGUAUUAUUUUAUUUUGGAAGCAAAUUAAAUGAUUUUUUUAAUUUGAAAUAAUUAAGAAUGGACACGCUCUAGAAAACUACAGUUUAACGUUUUAUUUGGGUCGAAUUAAAUGGUCUUAAUUUGUCCUGAAAAAAAACAACUGUUUUCAAAUAAGGAUAAACAUAUCGCUAUAUGGACUAUAUAUAUUUAUCUCAUUUCUGUACUUUACUGGGAUUAGAUAAUUCCUUGAUGCAGUCAUGUGUAUGUGUAUUUGAUUUUAUAAUGUUACCCUUGGUAACUUUCGAAAAGCACACGGCAGAGAAUAAUUUUGUUUACUUUUGCUGUUUAAAUACAUUGAUUUUUUUAAUAAUAAUUUCAAAUUGCAAAAGCCUGGGAUAUAUAAGAAGCAUUGAAAAGGGAGGAGUCUGCAUUCCCAAAUACUGUGAAUUUACGUGUUUUAAGUUUCAAGACUAUACGUAGAAGGAAAAAAAUGAACUUUAUAGAUACAGAUGUGUGUAAAUGUUUAUUAUGAAAAAAUACCAAUGAUCUUUAAGUAAAUGCAUUUUAAGUUUAAUAUUAUUGUUAGUUUUAGCUGCAUUGACAUUACUCCAGAUAAACUGAUAUGGCCAUGAUGCUGCUGUGCUUAACCAGACCAAGUUUAUGUUCUCAAAGAAGAAUGAAAUAAAGUGUAAUGAAUCCUUCCUAUUUCA